AUGGAUAGCGAUGACCCGGUCGAGCCAAGUGCAGGGUGUUUACGCGCCCCGGCAACCAGCAACUGCCGAUGCUACGGAACAAGUUCGAAGGUCUUCUGUCAUUUGGGUAUAAUAUCAACGAUUGGUGUUGAGCGUGCCCCAGCCGUUAUUGGACGACCCCCUGCUGCAUCUGUGACAAUUGCCGGAGUUCCGGAUGCGGCAGGCUGUCGCGCACAUGGUUCAUUAAUGAAAACCCCAGCGGCAAAGCCCGGCCAAGUGACGUCUACGCAGCAGGCAAGCGCCGAGCCAGCUAUUCAUGGCCUUUUAGGACGCGGGGAGGUGGAGGGGGGUGGGGGGCUUGUCAGCUGUGAAGAGGCC
This is a messenger RNA of Chaetomium fimeti, 357 nucleotides long. RefSeq lists its product as uncharacterized. The transcript is spliced from 2 exons. The record is from RefSeq and is a predicted model, not a curated record. The annotation marks the transcript as partial. Lineage: Eukaryota; Fungi; Ascomycota; Sordariomycetes; Sordariales; Chaetomiaceae.